AUGACGAGAGGCUCUCCAGCGAUAGCGCCGACAGUGGACUUAAGCGUGACAACAGUGACAGGGGGCUUAACGGCGACGACGGCGAAGCAAGAGAAAACAACCAUGCCUUCUCCAAUCCUGCCUUGUUGCACUGUUCGGCAAAGCCCUUUCAGCGAUGAUCCUAACUGGUUCUACACAAUCCAUAGACCAUUAGGCAAUUUGGAUCUCAGCCGCCUUGGACCUAACAGUCAUCCACCUCCUCCUUCACUCACAAUUGAUUUAAACUUUGGCAGUCAGAUGAUCUCCAAUUCCAUUAAUUUUGACGAACAUGGACUCAUAUUAACAACUGAAACAAAGAGAUUCAUGUUGGAUAUCCAGGAAUUCAAUCAGAGAUUCUCUGCAGAACUGGCCAUAAACACUAUGUUCAUGAACACCUCAACCGGAGCAGCAUUGUCCGUUGAAAGGUGUCAAUUAAUGGUAUCUGAUAUCGCUGAUUUUAUGCUGACCUUUGUCCGGUAUGGUAUCUGUGCUGCGUAUAAUGAUAUCUUCAUCAACUUGGAAGUGGUGGAUCUUGUGCAAGAUGAGGAUUUGAAUGGGAUUCUCCAGGAAUCAUUUGAAGAAUCUGAAUUUAGUAUUGCUUGUCCAGCAUCACAGGUGCUUUUGGAGAGCUUGGUGACUGAGGUGUUCCUUGAUGAAGAAGAAGAGGUGAGCUGCAUGAUAUGUUUAGAAGAGCUUGUUGCUGGCACUGAGGUCAAACGUUUGCCAUGCUCUCAUGUUUUUCAUGGAGAUUGCAUUGAUGGUUGGUUUGCUCGGAGAGAUUCUUGCCCGCUCUGUAGAUUCACGUUGCAUGCUUGA
Dioscorea cayenensis subsp. rotundata (Guinea yam) is the source of this 834-nucleotide messenger RNA. RefSeq lists its product as uncharacterized. The record is from RefSeq and is a predicted model, not a curated record. The transcript has 2 exons. The coding region runs from base 1 to 834 and encodes 277 amino acids. NCBI's taxonomy places the organism in Eukaryota, Viridiplantae, Streptophyta, Magnoliopsida, Dioscoreales, Dioscoreaceae.